Messenger RNA from Solanum tuberosum (potato), 972 nucleotides. Its product is annotated as probable L-gulonolactone oxidase 6. The record is from RefSeq and is a predicted model, not a curated record. Gene Ontology annotation, molecular function: FAD binding; oxidoreductase activity. Lineage: Eukaryota; Viridiplantae; Streptophyta; Magnoliopsida; Solanales; Solanaceae. Bases 16 to 957 code for a protein of 313 amino acids. The transcript is spliced from 2 exons.
UUCUCUGUACUAGCCAUGAAUGACACAAAAAUCAUAAAACUAAGUUUGAUUUUCUUUAUGAUCUACUUAGUGAAUUCUAGCCCACCUGAAGAUCCCAUAAAAUGUUCAUACAAAACAAAUUUUAAUUGCACCAUUACAAACACUUAUGGCGCCUUCCCAGAUCGAACCAUUUGCAAGGCAGCUCAAGCUGUUUUUCCAACCACAGAAGAAGAAGUCAUUUCUAUAGUAGCAAAUGCAACAAGGGAAAAUCGAAAAAUGAAAAUCGCAACUCGAUUUUCUCAUAGCAUACCCAAAUUGGUAUGUCUAGACAAUGGUGAUCAAGACGGGUUACUUAUAAGUACAAAAUUCCUAAAUAAAAUCAUAAAAAUCGAUCAAGAAAACAUGAUGAUCACCGUUGAAAGUGGGGUGACAUUGAGACAACUAAUUAGUGAGGCAGGUAAAGCAGGUUUGGUCCUGCCUUACACGCCUUACUGGUGGGGUUUAACGAUUGGUGGCUUAAUUGGGACCGGAGCUCAUGGAAGUUCUCUCUGGGGUUUGGGAAGUUCGGUACAUGAUUAUAUUGUACAACUUCGAAUUGUUACACCAGCUGAUGCGGCAAAUAAUUAUGCUAAAGUCCGUAUAUUGGAAAAUGGUAGCCCCGACUUGAAUGCUGUUAGAGUGUCACUAGGUGUUCUUGGAGUUGUUUCACAGGUGACACUAAAACUAGAACGAGUGUUCAAACGUUCAAUUACCUUUUCUGAAAGGGAUGACUCAAACUUAGGGGAAGAUGCAGUUACCUUUGGGAGACAACAUGAAUUUGCUGAUUUUACGUGGUAUCCAAGUCAACGCAAGGUUAUUUAUAGGAUCGAUGAUCGAGUUCCUAAUGGCACUCCUGGCAAUGCCCUUAAUGACUUCAUUGGAUUUCGCUCUACACCUUCAUUCGUCCUCGCCAUUUUCAGAACCCAGGGUAAUAAUUAAUUGCUCAUAAUUAAA